UGGCGUUUCGGUUGGCAAAGUAAAUCGUGAUAGGCUAGAUCUGUCAAAAUUAAAACCUAGAUCUUAAGUAAAUCAAGGUCUCUAAUAGUGUUCGCAACGUUCUUUAGUUUCAAUUUAAUAACAUUCACAAAUAGCAGACGUCACGUGACAAGCUGACGACAUCUGCUCGAUAUUAGUCCGGAGUAUUUCCUAUUGUGACUGUACGUAAUAUGCAUUAUAAACACUUUGUUCUUGAAGCAGGCUAUUACACUUUUGUGAUAUUAUGAUCAAGGUUUUAUUACAAGGUUUUUCACGAACAAGUUGAAGGAAAGGUGAAGAAGAGAGAAACCCAAGAAAAGUGAUAACUUGUUGCUAUGGAAACUUUAGAAGUGUCUCUGGACAUGUGAAACAAGACAGACAUCUUGAUCUAGACAGAUCUUAUAAUGUAGACAAACCUUGUGAUAUGGGCUUUGUGAAUCAGACAUUAUUACAAGAAGCUAAGAUUUAUUGAAUCAGUUUCAGGAUGGUAGUCACAAUCUAUUUAACGCUGAUUCUGUCCUUGGCAUCUAUGAGCGAUGCUACAACAUCCAAAGUAUCAUCGACAAGCACUGUAGCGCCAUCUAACACAGUAACAUACAGCACAAUGGCAUUGUCAGACAGCACAACAGCAUCGUCAAACAACACGACAGAAAAGUCGAACAACACGACAGAAAAGUCGAACAACACGACAGAGUUGUCGAACAACACGACAGAAAUGUGGAACAACACGACAGAAUUGUUGAACAACACGACAGAAUUGUCGAACAACACAACAGAAUUGUCGAACAACACGACAGAAUUGUCGAACAACACGACAGAGUUGUCGAACAACACGACAGAAAUGUGGAACAACACGACAGAAUUGUCGAACAACACGACAGAAUUGUUGAACAAAACGACAGAAUUGUCGAACAACACGACAGAAUUGUCGAACAACACGACAGAAUUGUCGAACAAAACGACAGAAUUGUCGAAUAGCACAUUAUCGUUCAAAAACACGACAGCAUCGUCAAACAACAAAAACUCUUCAGCACUGACCAAUAACAAUGUGACAGAGACAAUAGACAAUGAUUUGAUUAUCACUGUAUCAGUUGCAGGGUUUAUACUUCUGCUAAUGUUUGCCUUUGUUGUGGUUUAUUUUGUGCGGCAUGCAAUGUCGCCAAGAUACAAGAAAGUUACCGAACCACAGGAGCCAAGACAAAAUUUUGAAAUGAUUCGUUUUCCUUCAAACCUCAUCUGAAAAUGUCAUUUCUCGCGCCCUGGUGUAUACUUGUUUUAAACCAAAAAAAAUAUCUAUGUUUCUUAGAAAUUGCAUAAAGACUUCGUUGUUACGUAUAUGGAAUGCAUAUUUAUGUAUCAUAUGUUAGUGUAUACAGAGAAAGAGAGAGAAUGGACAUAUCUAUAUACAAGUAACUAGGAGCAUGUUGGCUCAAUCAGAACAGUUUAACACAUAACCUGGGUUCAAAUGCUGCUUGAUAUCAUUAAGGGAUAUUAGGUCAUUCUCGAAUUCUGUUGUUUGUUAAGGGUCGAGCUUGCGACUUAAGGGAAGGACUUUACUCAGAGGCCAGGAAUGAGGGAUGGCUCUACUCUGGCCCCUCCAAUCAGCUAGAUGAUCGUUUAACCACUUCUAUUGAUAACCACUGCUCUUGACCCCCGUUAAGGAUAUUCAUGUCGAGAUUAAUGAAGGCAGGCAUGCAGUGUUUGGUGUAGUUACAUUCUUGUAGGCCCAUACACGUUAAAGCAUUAGAGUUUUUAUAAAAUGUAUGUAUGUUCAUUUUCAGGUGUACGAAAUAACCAUAUUUUGUUUAUU
Biomphalaria glabrata is the source of this 1828-nucleotide messenger RNA. RefSeq lists its product as uncharacterized. Lineage: Eukaryota; Metazoa; Mollusca; Gastropoda; Planorbidae. The coding region runs from base 503 to 1258 and encodes 251 amino acids. The transcript has 4 exons. The record is from RefSeq and is a predicted model, not a curated record.